AGCAGAGAGCACAAGUCACAUGGUCAGAAGGGAAGUAGAGAACCAGCAGUGGAAGUCGGCGCCAUCCGCACUCGUCCGGGAAGAAGCAGCUCCCACACACAUGGUGCUCCUGCGGCACAUUUCGGUGGCUCUGUCCGCCGCCGUGGCUGCCCUUGGCUCGGCGCUCUUCAUCGCCCUCAACUACUUCUACAGGAGGCGAUUAUGGUUACCGAAUGCAGAGUACUGCACGAUCCAGGAAGAGGAAGAGGACCAAGGAAAGCGUCAGGUCUUAGUCCUUGGCCUGGAUGGAGCCGGGAAGAGCAGCAUGCUCCAGCGUUUGACCCCCGGAGGUGUUAAGAGAAGCUGCUGCCGACCCACAAAAGGCUUCAAUUUCAUGAGCAUCAGUGCGCCCCCUUGUCAGCUGAACUUCUUAGAAAUCGGCGGCGGCGAGGAACUGCGGCAGUACUGGUCGGAAUAUCUGAUAAGGACUCACAUUCUGGUGUAUGUAGUGGACUCCUCUGAUCGGAGCCGCUUUCACUUGGCCAAGUCGGAGCUGCACCACCUCCUGAAAAGUCAACCCCAGCUUCCUGUGGUGAUCCUGGGCAACAAACAGGAUAAACCGAAUGCCGUGAAUGUGUCCGAGCUUCACAAAGCUUUGUCUCUGGGCUCCGUGGUGGAGAACAGAAAGUUGUACAUCUUGGCAAUGCAGCUGGGAUCAGACGGAGCCCUGAAGAACUCCUGUCAAGGCCUGGACAGCUUCCAGGACCUUCUGCUUGAAAUAAUCUGAUCCCUGUGACUACUCGCAGACCAGGGACAAAGGAUGAACAGCUUUUAUGAGCGAAGAUGAGCUAAACCCGGCAACUCAUCAUUUUUUUUAAGUUAAUUUUAAUUAUUUCACUUUGUGAUCAUUCUGGCUUGUUUUGGCACGUCGACUGCAGAUUAUGCACCAUGACGAGUGACUUAAAAGUCUGUGACAGGUUUACAGCAAGUUGUUUUUUAUGAUAAGUCUUGUCUAUAAUGCUUCAAAUGAAAUGUUUGGAUCAUGUUUCAGAAGAUUUCUACAGCAACUCUUUUUGGAAAACAGUGGUAAAAAUAGAGGAGGCUUGGAGGGGCUGUAUGACCAUUAGAAAACCUUUAGAACAAGUUGGUGAGCUUUUUACGUUCUUGAAAAUCUGAAACAGACAUACAUCUACCUUGCAAGGCAUUACAGCGCUGUACUGUAAAUAUUUUUCUGCGAAAAUAUAUCUCUAAAGUGAAACCAGCAUCAUGCAUGAGUUCUGCUCAAUUAGCAUCCAAGAUUAACUCAGCUAGCCGGUUUUAUUUUUUUGUGAUGCGAUGGGUUUGACUUAAAUGGCAAAGAGGAAACGUGAUGAUAACCUUAGAACAGCAAAUUAGACCCACUGCCAGCUUGGAAGAGAGCAAUUUGUUAAGUAUUGGUGGCAUACAGAAGUGGAUUUUACCAACAUAGUCGUCCAUUGCCCUUCAAAUUUUGCGGCUUUAGCAAAGAGCAGUUUUUUUAAAAAUAUAUUAUUUUGUAUAUUUUAUAUAAUGUGUGAUAUCUAUUUUUAAAGCAUAUUUUACACUUUUUUUGGUCCUAAAUUAAACAUUUUCAAGCAUUAAAAUGGUUAAACUAAAAAAUAUCAAUACUAUAGUCGUAUUGGCCAUGAGAUGAGACCAAACUAAUCAGAGUGUGCUGUUCAGUAUUGUGGUCACUGAUUGGCUAAGCCUCAGGUAGCCUUACCAUAUUGAGUUGCGUUUGUUUAUUUCAAACAUGCAUGCAUACAACAAAACAAUACAAUUUUCUCUAUUAAAAAUGUUCGAAAAGGAGUAUGAAGAAGCAGAGCUUAUUUAAUACUACCCUUUUUCCUUUACAUAUUGGAUGAGAAGAGUGUAAAGACAAAUAAAGGGGAUCAUUUCCUGUCCAGAGGGCUCUCACAAUGUUAAAAUUUGUAUUUAGAUGGUAGUAAACAGGUUUUUUUGUGGUCUGGUUACAAAAAUAGAUGUUUGUACAAAAGUUCAGGAUUUGGUUUACACAAGUCGCCAUGGUGUCCCUUUUAUUUUUUACGUAACUGUAAAAAACACAUAGCUGAGAGCAUACUGGCUAAUGACUAGCAUGAAAUGAAACAAGAGCACAUUUGUACUGUCCAUUAUGUUGGUGUAUUCAAGAUGCAAGUAGUUUUUACAUUCAUUUAGUUGUAUAAUUCAGGGGUUAACUCAUUUUUAACACUUGUAGGACAAUUCUGGAUGUUUAAAUGUUACUCAAAACAAGCUCAUGUUUAACGGCAACAACAUAUGUAAAACUUCAACAAGCAUCGAAAAAUGAAUGGUGUUUCAAAUGCGGCAUAACCAAAACAAGUCAAAUUAUUCUUUGGCCUUUUUGAUGUUAUUGUGGCCACAGUGAGGAAGCAAAAAGAAACGGCUCAUCUUUUGCCGCUGUUUUGGACUAUGAGUAGCUUCGUUCAUGCAGCGAGUUAAAGCAGCAGUCUUUUGUAAUGAAUGUGAUGUUUUAUUCUGUUUGAUACGCUGUAGUUCUAAAAGAUGUUUUGGCAGUGUAUUGAUGGCCGCACUUUUUAUGACAAGACCUGCAUUGGUCUUUGUACAGUAUGUGUUAAUGCAAAGUGGUGUAGCAUCUGUGCAUGUUAUAAAACAUUUUAAAUGUGUGGAAAAUAUUAAAUAUAUGCAUUGUC
This is a messenger RNA of Nerophis ophidion (straightnose pipefish), 2666 nucleotides long. RefSeq names its product ADP-ribosylation factor-like 10 (gene arl10). Lineage: Eukaryota; Metazoa; Chordata; Actinopteri; Syngnathiformes; Syngnathidae. Bases 20 to 766 code for a protein of 248 amino acids. Gene Ontology annotation, molecular function: GTPase activity; GTP binding. The transcript is spliced from 4 exons. The record is from RefSeq and is a predicted model, not a curated record.